UUGGAGGGAGGGAGGGAGGGAUAGAGGCAGCGGCCGGAGCUGCGCGGAGCGGCGCGCAGCGCCCCCAAGCCCGCUUUGCUCGCUCCCGGGGCGGGCGCUGAGGAGAGACCGCCGCCAUCCCACCACCCCCGCGACUCCAGCCCUCGGCGGCUCCGGGCCACCUGCGAGUUUUAACCGCCCGCCGGGCGCUGUUGCCUACUGAUGUGAAACCACACAGAGGUGCGAUGUCCGUGUUGUCUCCCUCAUCUUCUCUAGCCUGCAAGCAUGUAAAUGAGUAAUCUGGGCUACAGUAUUUUGACCAGACAGAGCUUUUAACUGCAGUGUCAUAUACAAGGAGAGGACUGCUGUACACUCCUUUGUCCAUCUGGAAAUAGAGGUUCAGAUCCAUUCGCUGCUUGCUGACACGUCUGUUCAGCCAUGUUGGUGUACUUCCUUCCUGGGAGAUGAAUCGGCACUAUGCUCCUCAAUAUUUCUGAAGUAGCACAAGAGGACUUAACACUAGUCGAUGGGAAGAAGCCUUUUAAAUGAAGGGUACUCCUUGUCCUGCCUUCCCGUACCACAUGUCCUGGGUGUCUGAGGACCACUGAGUAAAAUGUUCCUCUUCUAAUAGCUGGAUAGCCAGAGGCUGUUAAUCUGAGAAGACUGUCUUUUUCCACUGUGUUCCAGACUAACUGCAGCUUCUGUAGCUGCUGAUACUGGAGAGCCUGAUUACUCACCUCCCUAUUCCCCUAUCGAAGACCAGUCGCUGACCUGAAACAAAGUCCUGCCUGUGUCGUGCUGAGAAAUCCGGCAAUCUGACUAAGAGGCUCGUGCUGCAUGCCAGAGUCUGGAUCAGCAUGCAACUGGUCUCAAGAAAAGCAUGUAUGUAUAGCCCCUGAAAAAGCAAUACAAAUGUGCAGCCACAUCUUCUCCAGCAGCAGCCACCCACACAUCCAGGUUUGCCUCUCAGACUGCUUUUGACUGCACCACUGCACCAGACAGUAGCAACACAUUGAAUCUGACAUGAUUCUUCCUGGUUGUACUGCUGCAGAUGGAAUUCUGAGUAUGGAGAAUGAAAACUGAUAGGACUUGUUGGUGUUCCUUCUGAUAUUGCCUGGCAAAUCUCUGAUCAGCAGCAAAGGAGACCUGCAAACAAAAAAGAAGAAGAAGACAUUAACCUACCUUGUUCAGAGGGAACACUAAAUCAGAACAAUAUGGCACAGCAUAGUCUUGUCCUUGGAUUAUUCAUGAUGACUGUUUUGUCACUGUUGGAUGGAAGUUCAGCUUUCCUGUUAAAUCAGCGUCUGAAGGGAAGAUUUCAAAGAGACCGUAGAAACAUCCGCCCAAACAUCAUCCUCGUUCUUACUGAUGAUCAGGAUGUAGAACUUGGGUCUAUGCAAGUGAUGAAUAAAACAAGGCGGAUCAUGGAACAUGGAGGUGCUCAUUUCAUCAAUGCCUUCGUGACAACACCCAUGUGCUGCCCGUCUCGCUCCUCUAUUCUGACGGGGAAGUACGUCCACAACCACAACACUUACACUAACAAUGAGAACUGCUCUUCUCCAUCCUGGCAGGCUCAGCAUGAAAUACGUACGUUCGCUGUGUACCUCAACAACACAGGAUACAGGACAGCUUUCUUUGGAAAGUACCUUAACGAAUACAAUGGUUCCUAUGUGCCUCCUGGCUGGAAAGAAUGGGUUGGAUUACUUAAAAAUUCUCGAUUUUACAACUACACACUCUGUAGAAAUGGAGUGAAGGAGAAACAUGGAUUUGACUACUCCAGGGAUUAUCUAACUGAUCUGAUAACCAAUGACAGUAUUACAUUCUUCAGAAUCUCGAAGAAGAUGUAUCCUCACAGGCCUGUAUUGAUGGUUAUAAGCCAUGCUGCUCCUCAUGGACCUGAAGAUUCAGCUCCUCAGUAUUCACAUCUCUUUCCUAAUGCUUCGCAACACAUCACUCCUAGUUAUAACUAUGCUCCAAACCCAGACAAGCACUGGAUAAUGAGGUAUACAGGUCCCAUGAAACCUAUACACAUGGAGUUCACUAACAUGUUGCAGAGAAAGCGCCUUCAAACACUCAUGUCUGUGGAUGACUCUAUGGAGAUGAUUUACAAUGCAUUGGUUGAAACAGGUGAACUGGACAAUACAUACAUAAUAUACACAGCAGACCAUGGCUAUCAUAUUGGCCAGUUUGGGCUGGUGAAAGGAAAGUCCAUGCCAUAUGAGUUUGAUAUCAGAGUUCCUUUCUAUGUCCGAGGGCCAAAUGUGGAAGCUGGGUCCUUGAAUCCUCACAUUGUGUUGAACAUCGAUCUCGCACCUACAAUUCUAGAUAUUGCUGGAUUGGAUAUUCCGUCUGAUAUGGAUGGUAAAUCCAUUCUAAAACUUCUGGAUUCUGAGAGACCAGUGAAUAGGUUCCAUUUAAAGAAAAAGAUGAAAGUGUGGAGAGACUCAUUCCUAGUGGAGAGAGGUAAACUACUGCAUAAGAGAGAGAAUGAGAAGGUAGAUGCCCAGGAAGAAAACUUUCUGCCUAAAUACCAGCGUGUGAAAGACCUCUGUCAGAGAGCUGAGUAUCAAACAGCUUGUGAACAGCUUGGCCAGAAAUGGCAGUGUGUAGAAGAUGCCAGUGGGAAGCUCAAGCUACACAAGUGCAAGGGAAUGGUGAACUUGGCAGGUGCAGGCAACAGCAAAGGCACUUCCAAUCUUUUGCCCAAGUAUUACAACAGGAAUAGUGAAGGCUGCAAUUGUGAAGAGAAUGAAUACAAGCUGAGCCAUGUCGGACGGAGAAAGAAGCUCUUCUCCAAGAAGAAAUACAAACCGAGCUAUGUCCGGAAUCGUUCUAUCCGCUCUGUAUCUGUUGAGCUGAAUGGAGCCAUUUAUAACUUGGGUUUAGAGGACGGAUACCAACCUGUCUUACCAAGAAACAUCACCAAGCGACACAAGAUGCAGAGGGCUAUUCCUCCUGAGGAGGAAGAUAAAGACAUGGCAGAAUACAGUGGCACUGGUGGCAUUGCAGAAUAUACAGCCCCUAAUCUAAUAAAAGUUACUCACAGGUGCUAUAUCCUGGAGAAUGACACCGUUCAGUGUGACACAGAUCUGUACAGGUCACUGCAAGCUUGGAAGGACCAUAAACUUCAUAUUGACCAUGAAAUCGAAACAUUGCAAAAUAAAAUAAAAAAUCUGAGGGAGGUGAGAGGUCAUUUGAAGAAGAAGAGACCUGAGGAGUGUGAUUGUAACAAGAUAAGUUACCAUUCAAAACACAAAAGCAAACUGAGGCACAAGGGAUCUAAUCUUCAUCCUUUCAAGAAAGCCCUACAGGAGAAAGACAGGCUGUGGCUGCUUAGAGAGCAAAGGAGAAAGAAGAAACUGCGCAAACUGCUUAAGAGAAUAAAAAAUAACGACACUUGCAGCAUGCCUGGUUUGACCUGCUUCACCCAUGACAACCAGCACUGGCAAACUGCUCCCCUGUGGACACUGGGUCCUUUCUGUGCUUGUACCAGUGCCAACAACAACACAUACUGGUGCUUGAGGACAAUCAACGAGACUCACAACUUUCUGUUUUGCGAAUUUGCUACUGGCUUUUUGGAGUAUUUUGAUCUCAACACUGAUCCAUAUCAGCUAAUUAACGCAGUGAACACGCUAGAUAGAGAAGUUCUCAAUCAACUGCACAUCCAGCUGAUGGAACUAAGAAGCUGCAAAGGGUAUAAACAAUGCAAUCCAAGAACUAGGAAUAUGGAUCUGGGACUUAAAGAUGGAAGCUAUGAGCAGUACAGGCAGUUUCAGCGUCGAAAGUGGCCAGAUGUGAAGAGACCAUCAUCUUCUAAGUCACUAGGCCAACUGUGGGAAGGAUGGGAGGGCUAACCUCCCCACCUGCUGGACCUCAGUGAGGAUAUAAACUGGCCAGAACUUGAAUUCAUGUACAGACUGUGAAAAUGUGUAUGAUUUCGGAAAGAAUUAUAAUGUUAGCCUGGAGGACUGGAUGAACUUUGAGGCCAAAAUAGAUAAGAGUUUGCACUGGUGAGUGAAUUAAGUAGAUGAAGUGAAAUUAUGGAACUCCUGUCAGGAAUACAGGUCUCUUUGAAAUCCACUAUUGUACCUGCUUUUUGCUUUGGAUUAUACCUCACCUGCUUCACAAAGCAUUUUAUGUCAAGAAGACACCACUAACAUUGUUCCAGGAAUUGACAGAAGAGGAAACACAGCUGCAUCCCAAAGAGGAUUGCCAUCCCCGUGGGCAAAGUGUACACAAAGACCGUGGAAGUAAACUUACAACAUUUCUCAGUUCAGCUAUACCUUUGGACGGCACAAGGGAAAAUUUCAAAACCAAGUAUUUCUAAAGCAGCAUACAGAAAACAUGGAUGCUUUUGCUUCCAACUGGGGUAAAGGUAAUGGUGGAAAAGAACUUUUAAGAGAUUCAGGAAUUCAAAUGAGCAGCACUGAAUAUUCUCAACACCAUGGUAUUUCUCAAAUUUCCUCUGAGGGUAUGUUUUAGUUCCAUGUCUACUUGUCUGUCCUAUUGACAACUCUAGAAAAAUUAGAGAAAUCUUAACUAACAGAUGUCAGACUUUUGGAGGGGUUGUGUAAAUAUUGAUCAAUAUACUGUUUAAAAAUAAAUUCUUUCGGAUUGUGAAGAAUUUUGUUAAUAAAAGUGUGGAAUGCCCACAUACCAUUUCUCAAAAGGUUACUUAAUGUUGCAUAGCACAUUUCAGAAUUCAUCCAUUUUUAAAAGUACUGAAAAAAAUCAGUAAAUGUACAUCUUACAUUUUAAUGAAAUCAAAUUUGUAUUAUUUUUUUUUCUGUGGAUAAUAUUAUAUUGUUAUGUUCAAAACCAAAACAAUUCAUUUGAGAAAGCAACAUUGGCUUAGUAGUGCAACUUUUACACUUAUUUUUAAAAGGCUGCUCUGAGAAGUUCAAUAAUCAUGACCAAUAAAAAAAUAAUGUAGUUAUAGCUCAGUCUACAGAAAAGUAGAUGACCUGAAUAAGGGUUACUGUUUAAAAGCUUUUAAAGGAAAGAAAACAUGACUUUACUAAGGAAGCACAGCGUACAGAGUCUACUUGAGUAUCUUCAUAAAGCUGUUAUUAAAUACAUUGUAGUACAGGCACUAGCAGUAAUAAUUUAUCAUUUUUUUUCCAUGUUAAUCUGCUACCUGUUUUAAAGCUGCAUGUGAGAGGAAGCUCGUAAUAGACUCAACCAACUGCGGCCUUGACUCUUAACAAGAGGUACAUUUUUUGCAAAAUACAAACUUAACUUGCACUUCACAAUAGAAAAGCAUUUUUGCUGCUUUCCUGGGGGAAGUAUUAGCAGUCUACUUUUACCCAAGUCAGUAUGCAGAAAGAAUGCUUGCUAAGUUAGAUCAAAAAAGUUUCCACUUACCUUUUUUUGCAUUCAGCCUAUAACUUCUGAACAGAGGAUGAGACUAUCAGACUGUCCUGCAUGGCCAGUAUUACUGCUCCAGUUGCAUAUCAGGUAGAAGCUUGAAAAGUUACCAUUUCCCUUUAUGCUCAUGCAAAAUACUGAGCUGUAAGAUUUGCACAUUACAUAAGAAGUAACUGUUACUUUCUAAAGGUAGGUUGUUGCUGAGUUAGGGGGAAAGCUACCACCUCUCCUCCUUUCAGCUCUGCUAAAGAGCGCUAUUUAAGUUGAAAAAGACAUGAAUUCCAGUCAGUAUCGGUGCAGCUUUGCUAAACUGGUCUCACAGGCAGAAGGUCUAAGGCAUUACUCCCUUAGCUUUUACAGCCAGCUGGAAAAAAAAAAUAAAAUCAUUUGCUAUACAUAGCUUUCCACAGUAACAGCUGUAACAAUUUUGUAAUAGUAGUGGAUUUCCUCUGACCUUACCAGGAUGUAGCUAGCAGCCUCGAAGUAUUAGAGAGCUAAUACACUAUGUCACCAAGUUCUGAUUUUAAAUAGAAACCUUUAUUUACAUUAUUAUUAACAUCCAAACACAAAAAUCAGAAGAGCAGUAAUACCUUACAACCAACUCUUUUAUAAACCAGUCCCCAAGGUUUUUCUGUUUUUCAACAUAAAGAUACAGAUAUUUCAAGCAAUACUUAAUGUAAACUAAACUUAAAUGCAAUUCUCAAUACUGUAUGCCUUCUCCUGAGAAUUUUUUAAAAUAUUGCUCUCAGAGUUACAUGGUUUUCAUACUUGCUGUAUCAUUCAAUCACCUGGUAGUCUGCACAUAAAUUCAAAAAUAAAAUGUGUGCUAAUUGGUACAACAUUCAAAUAGUUUUUGUCUUCUAACUGAAAAAUGGUCCUGAUUUCCUAAAUUUAAAAGCAGAAUUUGAGAUCAAGAUUGGUACUACAUAUGAAUUUUAUAAAAACAUGGUUUCUGUGAUCAAAGAAUAACAAAGUAGCAAAACUAUGCUCAUUAUGCAGCAGUGACCAGAGGUGGUUGGACUAGCUAACUGUUCUCUUACAGUUGAAAAAUUGUAUACAGUUUUUGUUGUUGUUGUUAAAUAUGCUGCUACAGAACCAAAUCAGAAUUGGUGGAGAUAUUAAAUGCUAACAGCUUUCAAGGUAAGUUUUAUUUACUGCAGUCCAUAAGCCUGUCACACUAGACAUAAUACUUGGAAUCAGUGUUGCCAAGAAAGAUGUCAUCAAUGCAAUUUAAAAAUGUGCCCUCCCCCCUUUAUUAAGUUUAAACUAAAAAUCUAAAAAUCUUUGGAUUCAGCAAAAAAGUAGGUACUAGAAAGCUCCAACAUUCUAAAUACAGAUGAGAAAACAAUGAUCCUUUACAACACCAGUCAGGUAGGUACCAGCUAUACAUACAUGUAUAAACAAAAUCACUCAUUUUAAAAAAAGUUAAGAGGGCACAAUGUAUAAAGUUGUAUAUAGUCUAAGAGCUCACCUAAUGAAAGCAAUCAGGGUUUGUAGUUUCCAUCAAUAUAAUGAAUAACUACAAAAUAUAAAGAUUGUUCUACUCUCAUUUAUAUAAAAAGCAAGGGAUUGUUGCCUUUCAACUUCAGUAGGCAGCACUCAAACAGAUACGUUCUAAGAAAUAAGAAAGAAGAUAAAAGUUCCUUAGCCUUUUAAAAGUUUGUCAUUAAAAAUAAAAACACACAUGUAUUGGAUUGAAAAUUUCAAAUAAAUACUAACACCUAACCUAUAUACUCCGUACUAAUCACAAAGAUAGGGUUGCAUAAGGUAGACUGAAUCUACAUUCCUGUUGGAACACAACUGGCUGUAUGCUAAGGAUUAAUUUGUUGAGAAAUUUUCUAGUGAAAGUUAUUCCUAUUCAAAUGGAAGAUCACUGCAUAUUCUGAAAAAUAAAACCACCUCAUACUUACAGUACCAAGAAGAAGCAAUCAAGAACACUUUUUUCCUUUUUUUCCUUUUUUUUUUUUUUUUUACUCACUUGGGAGAAGUCAGUUUUCCAUUACACAGUGAACAACAGAA
This is a messenger RNA of Anas platyrhynchos (mallard), 7365 nucleotides long. It is a transcript of the gene SULF2, whose product is annotated as sulfatase 2. Gene Ontology annotation, cellular component: cell surface; plasma membrane; endoplasmic reticulum. NCBI's taxonomy places the organism in Eukaryota, Metazoa, Chordata, Aves, Anseriformes, Anatidae. The record is from RefSeq and is a predicted model, not a curated record. Gene Ontology annotation, biological process: positive regulation of Wnt signaling pathway; heparan sulfate proteoglycan metabolic process; glomerular basement membrane development. Gene Ontology annotation, molecular function: calcium ion binding; glycosaminoglycan binding; N-acetylglucosamine-6-sulfatase activity.